AUGGCAAGUCACGGCGAUCCAGCAUCUUCUCACCUUUACGAUGCCUUGGCGGACCUAGCGCCUCUGAAGGGCAGCGCCACGCACUUGUCGGAGCCGUUAAGUAAUCACCAAAGAAGGAAGCUCCUGAACCUCCAGGAUGAAUGUUUCCAGAUCCACAAUCAGGACGACCCGUCCACAAUGGCUGUCUGGUCUAAAGAGGUCGACGACUCUACAGUGAAAGAGGCGGUGUUUAUCGAGUUCAAAUCGUACCGCAACCACGACGGUGAUCGAGAUGACAAAGUGCGAGAUGAUGUCUUGAGACUCGGAAAGCUACUACACGAUCCGAAGACGCCGGUGCGGCUCCACACCAGAACCUGCUACGGCCUUACUGAGGAUAUUGACAAAGGACGCAUCGGAUUUGUGUACAAGCUGCCUUGGCGUCUCGACGUGAGGGGUUCCCAUGCCCAAAAAGCGAGAGCACUCACGCGUCAAAUGCCUUGCAGUCUCGAAUCGGUCAUCAAAACUGAGCAAGCGCCGCCCUUGGGUGACAGAUUUGGUCUUGCUAAGAAGCUGCUUGAGGGCGUCAUGUUAAUGCAUGCUACAGGAUGGGUCCAUAAGAAUAUCCGGUCAACCUCCAUCAUGUUCUUUCGGAAAUGUCCUGUGUCACGGAGCACACCCCCAUUCAACUGGGAAUCGCCGUAUCUUAUGGGGUGGGGCUUUUCAAGGUCAGAAAACUUUGUUGUUAAUGUUACCCGUGGGGGUGCAGAAGUGGGUGGCUCAACUCAGGAACAUCGUAUUGAGCUGGACAUCUAUCAGCAUCCUGACAAGCGGAUGGACCCAUACCGUCGAUACCAGCAUGCCUACGACAUCUAUUCGCUUGGUCUUGUGCUCCUCGAACUAGGACUGUGGAAAUCUCUGACGGCGACUUUACCCUCAGCCAUUAGGCGGCGCUACUACGCUGCGGAUGAUGAGCGCUUUCCGGAAGAUUACUUUUCAGCUCACGGGCAUAUCUUGAAACAUCUCCAGCCUCUGCUUGUCGCUCAAUGCGGAUCCAUCUAUGCAUCCGUUGUUAAAGCAAUGUUGAAUACCAAGUCGACGAAGUUGGAUAUUGAAAAACAGCAGCAGGCGGAGUCGUGCUUGAAGUUGGCUGCGGAGCUCUCUCGUUGCGUUGCCUAG
Messenger RNA from Coniosporium apollinis CBS 100218, 1155 nucleotides. RefSeq lists its product as uncharacterized. The record is from RefSeq and is a predicted model, not a curated record. Bases 1 to 1155 code for a protein of 384 amino acids. Lineage: Eukaryota; Fungi; Ascomycota; Dothideomycetes. The transcript has a single exon.